GGAGCACAUGAGUCCGGUGGUGCUAGUUGCCAGCGCGAUUCCUUUUUAAGGAGGAAAGCGGGGAGGGUUUAAAGUUGUUUAAUUGCAGGUUGGUUGUUCCCCGCGCCAGGGUGACCCUGCUGGUGUCGCUAACAGCAGCCGCAAGCUAAAGCUUGCCCCGCGGUUUAUCUGUGCCAUUACUGAGCACCUUGCACACAUAAUUGGUUUAGCUUCUGCAAAAGGCAGAAGAGCAGGGUGGGAAAACUCAGUGUCGGCCUUGGUAGGAUUUCUGGUGCAAAACUUGUGGUUUCAUGGAGCAGCACUGAGUUAACAAAUCAGCAAGGGCCCAUCUGACCACAGGAAAAGAGUGUGGCUGUGUAAAAAGAUACUGUUUGAAUCUGACUGCUCUCACCUUUAUCACCAAUGAGAAAUCUUCCAGCAACCCGUGCCCCCAACCUCUUGAUGAGUGAAAAUCGAGUGGAGGAAAAAAUGAAGCUUCUGUUUUUAUUAGCCUUCGUGCUCCUAUUUCCUCAAAGCAAAGGGAACCCAUUAAGUAGAGAUGAUGGCUACCAAAGAACAUUUGAAGACCUGAAGAGGGAAAUAGCUGGCUAUUCAGACAUUGCCAAGAAAAUUAUCGACCUUGCUGUUUACGGCAAGGCGCAGAAUAGAUCCUAUGAAAGGCUUGCACUUUUUGUGGACACUAUUGGAUCAAGAUUAAGUGGCUCAAAAAACUUAGACUUGGCUAUCAAGUACAUGUAUAAAGCCUUGAGGGUGGAUGGCCUGGAAAAUGUCCACUUGGAACCGGCAAAAAUCCCCCACUGGGAAAGGGGGAAAGAGUCAGCAAUGAUGGUGGAACCUCGCAAUCACAGUAUUGCCAUUUUAGGGCUUGGUGGCAGCAUUGCAACUCCUCCUGAAGGGAUUACUGCUGAAGUUUUAGUGGUGACCUCCUUUGAUGAGCUACACCAAAGAGCUCAAGAAGCAAAAGGCAAGAUUGUUGUUUACAACCAACCUUAUGUCAGCUAUGGAGAAACAGUACAGUACAGGGGACAAGGAGCCGUGGAAGCUGCGAAAGUGGGAGCGAAGGCAUCUCUUAUCAAGACUGUUGCUCCGUUUUCUAUAAAUAGCCCACAUACCGGGAUGCAGUCCUAUCAGCCAGGUGUGCGCAAGAUUCCUACUGCGUGCAUUUCAGUUGAAGAUGCUGAACUGAUGGCGCGCAUAUCUUCCCGAGGCAACAAGAUUGUUUUGACUCUGAAGAUGGAAGCCAAGACCUAUCCUGAUGCCGAUUCCUUUAACACAGUUGCAGAAAUAGUUGGAAGCAAGUACCCAAAGCAGGUUGUGCUGGUCAGUGGACAUCUGGACAGCUGGGAUGUUGGGCAGGGAGCCAUGGAUGACGGCGGUGGAGCAUUUGUUUCAUGGGAAGCGUUAUCUCUCCUUAAGGAUCUUGGGCUCCGUCCUAAGAGAACUCUGCGCUUAGUAUUGUGGACUGGAGAGGAGCAAGGUGGAGUAGGAGCUGAACAAUACUACAAGUUGCAUAAGGUUAACAUCUCUAAUUUCGACAUAGUGAUGGAAUCAGAUGAAGGAACCUUCACGCCGACUGGUCUGGCUUUCACAGGCAGUGAUAAGGCUCGUGGUAUUAUGAAGGAGAUAAUGAAAUUGCUGCAGCCUAUCAACGUUACGGGUGUCUUUGAAGAGGGUGGAGGGACAGACAUUAAUUACUGGAUACGAGAUGGAAUACCAGGUGCUAGCUUGCAUGAUGACAUCACGAGAUACUUCUGGUUUCAUCAUUCCCAGGGGGACACAAUGACAGUUCAGGAUCCAACUCAGAUGAAUCUCUGUGCUGCUUUUUGGGCUGUUGUGUCCUACGUAAUUGCUGACAUGGAGGAGAGGGUGCCAGUUUAAUGCUGUUUUUGUAUUUUUAGUAGAACAAAGAAGAAACAUUAAUCUUUUCUACUAUAUACCAGAGAUAUUUUUUACUCACGUGGCUUAAAGCUGUUGUGAAACUCUGUAUUCUUUUUUAAAAAAACUGACUUUGUUUCUCUUAUUUGAACUCAGAGCACAUCCACUAUAUUACGCAGACCUGUUUCUAUUUGCUGAUUUAAUACCUUCCACUUGAGAUGUUCAUCUUCUGCCAUUUGUAUUAAAUUCUUCUGUAGUUUGCUAUUGCUAGUUUCCGCUCAACAGUGACAUAAGAGCCAUUGGUGAAUAAGUGAACCUGUUUAUCUGCUAGUUACUGAUAAUGUGUGCUUUUGAGGGAGAAGCAGAAAAAAAAAAAGAAUUAAAAAGCAAAUACUUCCCAAUUAACAGUUGUGAAUAUAAUGAUAAAGGAAAGGGAAAGGAGAAUGCCUAUCUCAUAUUUUAAAUGCAGAGGGGAUAUGAAUGCUUUUAAUCUUCCAUCAACUUUUUGGAAGUUCAAAACUAGGGCUGCCAAAACCCUAGUAGGAGAUCCCCCACCCCCAGGCCCUGUUGCCCACCACCAUUUUGGAAUGGCAGCAGGGUGUGUGGGGGGAGACUAAAAUGCAGCCUUAUGUACUUACCAGAAGUUCUUACCAUAAGUUUUACCAUAGAGUUUCUGUCAAGUUGGCAUCUCUGGCAAGAACCUCCAGUAAGUACACAAGGCUACAUUUUAAAGAACUUUUUCUCCAUGAUGACACUACAUCCAUAUCAUGUUUGAAUUUUAAAAAGAUGAAAUAUGAACACAUGCAUCGCUUAGGGAUGAAGAGAAAGAUUGGGGGCUCUACUGGCACACACAAGGGUGCUGGGGGGGAAGGGUAACAUGCCCAGGAUGAGAGGCUGUGCAUGAGAAAUGCUAGGACUGUUUCAAACUGUGCACCCUUUUUUCUGGUGCUAGAAGUGACCGCACACACCUAGGUAUUUGUUUUUAAAAAUCAGGACUAAAAUAUUGUUAUAUAAUAUAUCAAUAUACCAUUACAAUAAUGAUAGUUUUAGCAGGUACUCUGAAUUCCCAGCUUUUUUCUUUUAAAGUAAGUAUCUAUCCUCUUUCCCUUGUUGAGAUAUAAAGGAAAAGGCAUAUCUCUGCAAGGAAAAAAGCUAAAUAUUUACUUAAAAAAAAAAAGCUGGGGAUUCAGAGUACAUACUAAAGCUAAGGGGAUAUGAGUGAGUGUGGAUGUGUACAUUCUUAUAUCUCUAUAUUGAUAUAAGGGUUGUAUUUUGAUUGAAAACAAAACCCACUAAUCUUUAGGGCAGAAGUGGGAAGGAGAGGGAGUGGCCUGAUGAUAACAGCAGUCCAAUCAUCAAAAAGUGGGCUGGAGAUGGGUGGGAAUGAUUGGGACAAAGAAAACCUACAAAAACAUCCCAUAAAGAGAAAGGUGAUUCUAGACUAGCUUCCAGGCAAAAAUACUGACGUCAAAGUGGUCUUGAAAUGAAGGAAAGGUCAAAGGUUUGGCACACCAGACUUGGCCUGAAUUCAUCUAUAGACUUAGAAGACAGUCUUAAGUCUUUGUGUACUUUGCCUUAUGCAAGAGAGCUGAUGCUCUUAGAAUGUUACCUUUCACCUCCUUCCUGGAACACACGUUUGUGUUAGAGCUAAAGAUAAACAUCUGUAUCCUUGUUCUGCAUGCUUGUAGUAAAGAGAAGUGUAUAAAAUAAAUGACCACUGUCAGAGAGACAGACCGGUGCGUAGAACCUCAA
Heteronotia binoei (common prickly gecko) is the source of this 3627-nucleotide messenger RNA. RefSeq names its product carboxypeptidase Q (gene CPQ). Gene Ontology annotation, biological process: peptide catabolic process; thyroid hormone generation; proteolysis. The record is from RefSeq and is a predicted model, not a curated record. Lineage: Eukaryota; Metazoa; Chordata; Lepidosauria; Squamata; Gekkonidae. The transcript has 9 exons. Bases 403 to 1878 code for a protein of 491 amino acids. Gene Ontology annotation, molecular function: metallodipeptidase activity.